This is a messenger RNA of Eucalyptus grandis, 3435 nucleotides long. RefSeq names its product G-type lectin S-receptor-like serine/threonine-protein kinase At1g61370. Lineage: Eukaryota; Viridiplantae; Streptophyta; Magnoliopsida; Myrtales; Myrtaceae. Gene Ontology annotation, biological process: protein phosphorylation; recognition of pollen. The record is from RefSeq and is a predicted model, not a curated record. Gene Ontology annotation, molecular function: protein serine/threonine kinase activity; ATP binding. Bases 764 to 3205 code for a protein of 813 amino acids. The transcript has 7 exons.
CCACCCGCUCCCUGCCCCGCUCCCAUCGAUCAACCCCCCGAAGCUGACUUCUUCUCCCUUCGCACGCUCUCACGUUGGGGGAGAAGGGGGUUCGCAGAAUCAAGGGCGACGAUACCUCCGGCCCGACUCCGUCUCCGGCGUGUAAGAGCCUGACCUCGAUCAGCGAUCUCCAGGUCCGCGCAAUUCAGCAAGUCGCGGAUGAAGUGGACAAGGAGUACCAGAAUCUUCUGAGCAGAUCAAUGAAACUUGAACAUCUUUGAAGCCUCGCCGUCCUCCAUCGCGGUCCCUCUGGAUCGCCUGCUCUUCCUCUGGCCCUCCCUCACCGUGGCGGCAUUGCCUUCGCUCCCCGGUCUCGCCUCCACCCUCCAUCAUCUUCUUCAACGAUUCUCUCCCUUGGAUGGGCGCGUCGGAACAUGUCAAAAAAAGUUGAUCAAAGUUGACCACGUAUUGAAAAAUCCGACACGCAGUCAAUGUGUGUCGGAGCAUGUUGUGUCGUGGUACACGAUACGCUUCGACACGUGUUGGACACGACACGGAAGCUCCGGCGAUGACGCUGAGUGAAAUUUGAACAGCGGCGAGGAAUAGCCCCCCGUUGAACACUCAAUGGAGAUGUAGUCUUCUGAAAACCCUCGUGUUUCAGCCCCCUUUGAGCACAAAGGCCUCUUGGCUCACAGGAAAUCUCGUUCAUCUAUCCUUAAAUCUGCAGAACGUGCAGACUCAACCGACCCACCGAACUCACUAGGUUCAUUCAGUCAUUCUUAUCAUGCGGCUCAUGAUUUCUUGGUGCUCUUGCUUGGUCAUCUUCUGCCUACUUCAGGCAAGUCAUAAGGCCAGCGGUGUAGCUUACAAUAUUACUCCAUCGGAGCCGCUCUUUCCGAACCAAACUCUCGUCUCCUCUGGCAAUAUAUUCGAGCUUGGGUUCUUCACGCUGAACGGGUCAGAAAAUCAGUAUGUUGGCAUAUGGUACAAGAACUUGAGGCCUUCUAAGAUCGUGUGGGUGGCCAAUAGGGAACGGCCGCUUGUGUACACAGAUCGGUCUGCAAAAUUAACGAUAGGCAGUGAUGGGAAUUUGAAGCUCAUGGAUGGACAAGAAAGUAUAGUUUGGUCUACCAAUGUCUCUGGUCGGUCCAAUUAUACGUUGGCGGUGCUAUUUGAUAGUGGGAAUUUUGUUCUGAAAGAUGGAAAUUAUGGCGAAAUAUGGAGAAGCUUUGACGAUCCGACCGACACUCUUCUUCCAACAAUGAAGAUAGGAGUAAAUGUCAGGACUGGAGUGAAAAAGUCUUUAAUUUCCUGGAGAAGCGACAGUGAUCCAUUCCCUGGAAGUUUCUCGACAGGAGUGACAUCCGAGACGCCACCUCAAGCUUUCACUUGGAAUGGUUCGACCCCUUACCGGAGAAGCGGGCAAUGGGACAAAGCGAAAUUUAUGGGCCUCCCAACCAUGGACCAAUCAUACGGGAGUGGCUGCACUGUCGAGCAGGAUGCUCAGCAGGGAACCACUUACUUUUCGAUAAAUAGAUACGAUGUCUUUGUAUAUAUGUUCAUUUCUCCCGGAGGAUCUCUCACGAUAAUGCGCUGGGAUGAUGGAGCUAAGGCAUGGUUGACGGAAUGGGCAGCAGCGAACGAUACUUGUGCAAUUUAUGGAACUUGUGGUCCAUUUGGAGUUUGUAACUCAUUGAAUUCGCCUAUUUGCAGAUGCAUAGAUGGGUUUGUGCCAAAGUCAAAUGAAGAAUGGAAUAGUGGAAACUGGACGAGAGGAUGUGUAAGAGAGAUGGAAUUGAAUUGCAAGAAAAACACAAGCACAUCGACUUCUACAAAUAUAAAGGAGGAUGCAUUUUGGCAAAUGAGCCAGAUGAAACUACCCGACUCUGGGGACUAUGUAUCAGACGUUGAAGAUGAAGAAGGAUGUGAAAGCUGGUGCCGGAGCAAUUGUUCUUGCUUGGCUUAUUCUUAUGUCAGCAACAUUGGGUGUAUGGUUUGGAAUAAAGACCUAAUUGAUCUACAGGAAUUUCCCAGAGCUGGGGAAGAUCUUUCUGUUCGAGUUGCACAUGUAAAAGCAGGAGGAUUGCGACACAAAGCAGUUAUCAUCAGCCUGAGUACUAUUGCAGGGAUUAUGUUCUUUGCAGUAUAUGUUUUUGUUCUUUGCAAAUGGAGAGCUAACAAAACAGGAAAUGCAUGGCAAGAGCAGUUGAAGCAAGAUGAUUCACGGGAAUUGACCCUCUAUAGCUUUGAUAGCAUACUACUUGCUACAAAGAAGUUCAGCACGACAAGUAAACUUGGGCAAGGAGGGUUUGGCUCUGUUUAUAAGGGGAAGCUGAAAGAUGGGAAAGAGGUAGCUGUGAAAAGACUUUCCAGUACCUCAGCCCAAGGCGUUGAAGAGUUCAAGAAUGAGAUCAUCCUUAUAUCGAAACUCCAACAUCGAAAUCUUGUUAAACUCAUGGGUUACUGCAUUGAAGGAGAAGAAAAGAUUUUGGUAUACGAGUACUUAUCGAAUAAGAGCUUGGACACCUUUCUUUUUGAUUCAGGAAAGAAGGCAGAACUUGACUGGGGCAAACGAUUUCAAAUAAUUCAGGGGAUUGCAAGGGGGCUGCUCUACCUCCAUCAAGAUUCUUGCCGUAGGGUCAUACAUCGAGACUUGAAAGUAAGCAACAUUCUCUUGGAUGAAAAGAUGAACCCGAAAAUUUCAGAUUUUGGGCUAGCACGAAUGUUUGAGGGCACUCAAGUUUUGGUGAACACACGAAAAAUUGUUGGAACACUUGGCUAUAUGUCUCCUGAGUAUGCCAUGGGUGGAAUAUUUUCCGAGAGGUCUGAUGUCUAUAGCUUCGGAGUGUUGCUACUGGAGAUAGUAAGCGGCAAAAAGAACACGUCCCUGUAUGACCAGGGAUAUAUGAAUCUCCUUUCCUACGCAUGGCAAUUGUGGAGUGAUGGCAAAGCAUUGGACCUAAUGGAUGUAGCAAUGGCUGUUAGCUUUCCUUUGGAGAUAACAAGAUGCAUCCAUGUUGGGCUUCUCUGUGUUCAGGACCAUGCCACGGAUAGACCAAACAUGUCGAAUGUGGUUCUGAUGUUAAGUGGCGAGUCAGAUCUUCCUCAGCCGAGGCAGCCUAUGUUCACUUUCCAAGCCGAAAGGCCAAAUCGUUCUAUUCCACCACAGCAAGAAAGCAUCCGGUCUGUUAACACUAUCACCAAUACAUUGGUCGAAGGAAGAUGACGACUAUUUAUUUUCAUUUUUAUUUUCCUUUUUUUGGAGAUGAUUUUCUUGUUAUUUUUUAAGAUUUUAGCGUUAAUUCAAUUCAAAGAUGGCCUUAGUCCACUAUGAACAAAAGGUCGAAUGGGCUGCUCCACUUUAUACAUGGAUUUUAGGCUGCAAAGUAGGGGUUUAAAAUGUAUACUUUUUUGACAGAACAUAAUCGACGCAGCAAUUUGUUCUAAUUUACAGUA